GAAAAAAACCAAAAAAAGGGAAAGGAAUGGAUUCAGAUGCUCCCCCAAAUUUCCUGUCGCUUCUCGUGCAUUGCAUUGUUCCUCAGCCGACCCUCCCCCAAAUUUCCUCUCUUGCUUUGCCUGCUUUACCCGCUUGCAGCAAGACUGAGAACUCGAACCCAACUCAGGUAACAAAUCUCCCUUUCCCUCCCAUUUUGCAAGAUUACCGGAUCAAAGUUCAUCGUUCUCACUUCAUCUCUUUCAACUACGAGGUUCAUUAUUAGUUGCUGAUACUCGUCAAUUGAAAAAUGGAUGGAGGACAUGCUUAUACUCUUGUCAAUAGUGCUGAAAAUCUGUCGCCAAAACAUUUCAGUUUUCACCCAGCUGCAAAGCUGAGAUUGCAAGGAACGGGCUUCGAAAAUUUAAUCAAGCUCUCAAGGCCCUCAAGUCAUUUCAAAUCACUUAUUCACGCAGUGGCAGAUAGAUAUAACCGAGAGGAAAAAUGCUUUGAAUUUGGUAGGGAUCAGAAAAUUAGGCUUUUUCUAGGUUUAGGAGACGUUCUAAGGAUCACUGGCCUUCCGAUAGAUGGUUGGCCAGUUACAGUAAAUGAGAAAGAAGUAAAUGUAAGAGACUUGUGUAUACAGUGUUUUGGCACAGACAAGUUCCUAGAACCAUCAAAAACAGCAGAAAAACCAAAAAGUGGAAUUUGUCUCACUUGGCUGAAGGACAACUACGGGCACUUGGAUGAAAAUUAUGUCCUCAAAGGGCAGCAACUUGACCAGUAUGUUCGAGCUACAGUGCUCUACAUCAUAGGGUCUGUAGUACUCCCUAGUGUAGCUAAAACGGUGUCUCCAAUUUAUCUAACAUUUUUGAAGAAUGUUGAUAAAAUUGGAAGUUAUGCAUGGGGUGCAGCCAUGCUCGCAAGUCUGCACCGCUGCCUCCAGAACGUCAACAAAUGCACUUCCAAUUGUCUCUAUGGCAAUUUUCAUUUUGUGACGGUGAGGAUAGAAGUUAUAUUUAUAGUUUCCUUUUGUUGAGGUCCAAUUUUGGCCCAACUUAAACAAAAAAAUUUAUACCCAACUAACCCUAAAUACCUUAAGUCCAAGAUUAACAGCCUAAAUACAUUUAAAAAAAAAAGAAAGAAACCUAAACCUAAAAAAACCCUAGCUGUCGCCCUAGCCUUGUCAGCCACCUGCUCCACCGCUUGUCAGUCACCUGCCACCGCCACUUGCAUCUGCAGAACAGAGGAAGAAAAGACAAUAAGUAAUAAAAAAAAGGGACUUGCAAAUGGCUAUAAAAGUCAAGCGAAAUUGUAAUGAAUGGAGGGGGGGACAUAUUUUUGUAUACUAAUAGAUCAAUAUAUCGAGUAGAAAUUUUAAUAAUAAAAAAAGUGCGAGUUUAACACCAAAA
This is a messenger RNA of Gossypium arboreum, 1389 nucleotides long. RefSeq names its product protein MAINTENANCE OF MERISTEMS-like. Bases 288 to 1016 code for a protein of 242 amino acids. The record is from RefSeq and is a predicted model, not a curated record. The transcript is spliced from 3 exons. NCBI's taxonomy places the organism in Eukaryota, Viridiplantae, Streptophyta, Magnoliopsida, Malvales, Malvaceae.